CAAGAUACCGGCUCAUUUACCUACCUGCUCGGGAUUUUGCCGGCGUGACCCUUUCUUAGCAAGCUCAGAUAAGGGUUACAAUUGAUGUUAAGGGAAGAAACUACUAUAAACUCAUCUGUCCCAGGUCCCCGGAACCGUCAUGCAGGACUCAUCCUUGGCCUCUGCAACCAGGGACACAGGUCGUCUUGAAAGCAGUGGUGUCCCUUGACAGCAACCAUGAAGCUCUCGCGCAAUUUAGCAUGGACUCUGCUACUGGCAUCGCCGAGUGCUGCCACCGACAGCCUCCUGACGCCAGACAAGCUCGAGGCCGAUAUCAGGACUGAAGAACUUCAGAACGUCCUAUGGAACCUAAACAAAAUCGCCCGGGACAAUGGCGGCAACCGCGCCUUCGGCGAGCCGGGCUACAAGGCCUCGCUCGACUUUGUGCUCGAGCGGGCCCAGAAGCGCUUCGCCCGGGAGAUGGACACGUAUGUGCAGCCAUUCAACCACACGUACGAAAAGACACGCAAGAUUGCAGUGACGGGGCCCGAGGGCGAGGACGUCUUUGUCAUCAGCCCCCAGUACAACUCGGCCACCCCGCUCCCCGGCGGCAUCACGGCCGGCCUGAUCGACACCCCGGUCAACGACGAGACGGGCUCCAUGUGCCUGGAGGAGCAGUGGGAAGGAAUCGAUGCGACGGGAAAGCUCGCGCUGGUCAAGCGCGGCGUGUGCGCCGUGUCGGACAAGCUCAAGUUUGCGAAGGCGCAUGGGGCUUUGGGGGUGAUUCUGUACAAUCAAGCACCAGGAACGGACUAUGCCAUGCCUACUUUGGGUGCUGAGAACAUCGGGCUAGUCGUCCCGGUGGGCAUUAUCCCCCUUGAGGUGGGGGAAAGCUGGAGAAGUCGCCUUGCCGCAGGCGAAGAUGUGGUCGUGAAUUUGCUGGUCGACUCCAUCGCCGAGACGCGAGAAACCUGGAACAUCAUUUCCGAGACAAAACAAGGCGACCCUAACAAGGUCAUCAUGCUCGGCGCUCAUCUCGACAGUGUUCAACAGGGACCGGGCGUCAAUGACGACGGCAGCGGCACCGCCGCACUGCUGGAGAUAAUGGGAUCGGUAAAGCAGUAUGACGGAUUUCCUCACAAGAUUCGUUUCGCUUGGUGGGGUGCAGAAGAAAGCGGCUUGGUCGGUUCGCUGUACUACACCCAACACCUGUCGGAGAGCGAAGCAGACAAGAUCAAGUACUAUUUCAACUACGACAUGAUCGGCUCUCCCGACCCCAUCUACGCUAUUUCGGUUGACGAAAACAGCGGCAUCGGCCCGCAACUUUUGGGGGAUUAUCUGACCUCUAAGGGUGUAGAAAUUGAAUUCGGAGAAUUCGGCGGCAACUCAGACCACGUUGGGUUCCUCGAGCUGGGCAUCCCGGCGACGGGCCUGUUUACUGGCGCCGGAAAGCCCUGGGACGCGUGCUAUCACCUGGCAUGCGACGACCUUGACAACAUCCACUGGGAGGCACUUACCGUGAACACGAAGGCGGCGGCGCGUACUCUGGGCACGCUGGCUCACUCACUUGAAGGCGUGCCGCCCCGCGCGACUGCAAGCCCCAACCGCCGAACCCGCAGCAGGAUGGCCCAGAACUUUAGGAGAUGGGCCGCAUUGGCUGAGGGCGCGAGCCAUGGAAAGAUGUGCUCGCACAAGGAGGGCAAGCAAGUGGACUAGUUGGGUUCAGGUUGUAGCGAGGAGUUGGCUAGGCCGGCGAGCAAUGAGCAUCAAGCCUCAAUGGCAACAGUACUUUAUAUGUAGCAAUAGCCGCAUAUUGAACUUGGAAGUAACAAUACCAAUGCAAAGCAUCUGUAUUCAAUGUCAAGAAUCGAGACUUUAU
Molecule: messenger RNA, 1858 nt
Organism: Canariomyces notabilis
Lineage: Eukaryota; Fungi; Ascomycota; Sordariomycetes; Sordariales; Chaetomiaceae
Product: Zn-dependent exopeptidase
Exons: 5
Coding region: 217-1695 (492 amino acids)
Biological process (GO): proteolysis
Molecular function (GO): metalloexopeptidase activity
Source: RefSeq, a predicted model, not a curated record